CACCUUGUUUGCGUGCAGGGGGACUGAUUUCCUCUUCAAAGUUUUGCAUUGGUUCCACAUAUUCAUGAUGGUUGCUACAAAUGUGAGUGCUCAUGGUGGUUGGGAUUAACAUCAUUUUUCCUCACUUGUGUGCAUUUCAAUUUAUACUCAGGGGCUAAUAUGUUAGGCGGUGGAGAUGCUCUUUCUUCCUCCUUCAACAUUGACUUGGUAGAACAAAGAGCAUGGAAGGAGGACAAAAUUCAAGUAGUCAAUCUCCUUUAAUUCCAAACCAAGAAAGAAAUGACCAUGACUCUGAUGGAGAGGCACAUCAAGUAGGUUGUGGGGCAGAAAUACUUGAAGAAGCAAAGAAGCAGCUAGGAUUAGCAGGACCUCUUAUAGCAGUUAGCUUGUUGCAGUACUGUUUACAAAUGAUUUCGAUCAUGUUUGUCGGCCAUCUCGGCGAGCUGCCUCUCUCCGGUGCUUCCUUGGGAACUUCCUUUGCUUCAGUGACUGGUUUCAGUGUACUGUUAGGAAUGGGAAGUGCAAUGGAAACACUAUGUGGACAAGCCUAUGGAGCCAAACAGUACCAUAUGCUCGGUGUUCACACGCAACGAGCAAUGCUAACACUUGUAGGUUUAAGCCUUCCUCUAGCAUUGAUUUGGUUCUACACAAGCACCAUCCUGAUUGCUUUUGGUCAAGAUCAUGAGAUAUCAACGGAAGCAGGAAAGUUUAACCGUUGGAUGAUUCCGAGCCUUUUCGCCUAUGCAUUGCUUCAAUGUCUAAAUAGAUUCUUACAAUCUCAGAACAUUGUUAUUCCAAUGAUGGUAAGCUCUGGAAUCACAGCUCUGUUCCACAUUCUCAUAUGUUGGGUCUUUGUGUUUGAAAUUGAACUUGGAAGCAAAGGUGCUGCCUUAGCAAAUGCCAUCUCAAAUUGGGUUAAUGUGCUCUUGCUGGCAAUUUAUGUGAAGUUUUCACCAGCUUGCAUGAAAACUUGGACUGGCUUUUCAAGAGAAGCAUUGCAUGAUAUUCUUAGCUUUUUGAAGCUUGCCUUUCCUUCAGCAACUAUGAUUUGCGUUGAAUAUUGGUCGUUUGAGAUGGUUGUUCUGUUAUCUGGUCUUUUGCCAAAUCCACAACUAGAGACAUCCGUAUUAUCAAUAAGCCUCAACACAUGCUGGAUGGUCUAUAUGAUCUCUGUUGGUCUUGGUGGUGCAAUAAGUACAAGAGUUUCAAACGAGUUGGGUGCUGGGUGCCCACAAGGUGCACGUUUGGCUGUGUGUGUUGUGGUUGUAGUGGCCAUUUUAGAGGGUACAAUAGUUGGAACAACUACUAUUUUGGUUCGACAUGUAUGGGGAAAGCUCUUUAGCAAUGAAGAAGAAGUAAUCAGAUACAUUGCUAGGAUGAUGCCAUUGCUUGCACUUUCUGAUUUCUUGGAUGGUUUCCAAUGUGUGCUUUCAGGGGCUGCUAGAGGAUGUGGCUGGCAAAAUCUGUGUGCCUUCAUCAACCUUGGUGCUUACUAUGUUGUGGCAAUUCCUUCUGCUGUGCUCCUUGCUUUUGUUUUCAAUUUUGGAGGCAUGGGACUUUGGAUGGGAAUUAUCUGUGGACUGUGUGUACAAAUUAUAGCACUUGUUACAAUAAAUCUGUGCACUAACUGGGAUCACGAGGCAAGGAAGGCUUUAAACAGAAUCCAAAAGACUCACAUGGUUGUUGGUGACUUGGUGACUACAUAACACCAUAGAGCACAAAAAACACAGCAAAUCAAACUAGGGUUAAUUAUAUUUUUUGUCCCCGAGAUAGGAUUUUCGUCUCCUAUGUUCAAAUUGUGUUAAUUUGAUAUUUCAAUUUGAUUCUCAAUAUUUAAAUUGUAUCAAUUUAGUACCC
This is a messenger RNA of Camellia sinensis, 1857 nucleotides long. Its product is annotated as protein DETOXIFICATION 16. Gene Ontology annotation, cellular component: membrane. Gene Ontology annotation, biological process: xenobiotic detoxification by transmembrane export across the plasma membrane. The record is from RefSeq and is a predicted model, not a curated record. Gene Ontology annotation, molecular function: antiporter activity; xenobiotic transmembrane transporter activity. Lineage: Eukaryota; Viridiplantae; Streptophyta; Magnoliopsida; Ericales; Theaceae.